Molecule: messenger RNA, 936 nt
Organism: Gracilinanus agilis (Agile Gracile Mouse Opossum)
Lineage: Eukaryota; Metazoa; Chordata; Mammalia; Didelphimorphia; Didelphidae
Product: olfactory receptor 10AG1-like
Exons: 1
Coding region: 13-936 (307 amino acids)
Biological process (GO): G protein-coupled receptor signaling pathway
Cellular component (GO): membrane
Molecular function (GO): olfactory receptor activity; G protein-coupled receptor activity
Source: RefSeq, a predicted model, not a curated record
ACAGACAAAAUAAUGGCAGGAGGAAAUCUAACUACUGUAAUGGAAUUUAUUCUCCUUGGAUUUUCUAACCUUCCCAACUUUCAAGGCUUUUUGUCUUGUGUUUUCUUAAUCAUCUACAUGAGUAUUCUGAUAGGGAAUGGUCUCAUUAUUCUAUUAACCAAAGUUUCUCGAGUUCUCCACACACCUAUGUAUUUUUUCCUUGGGAACUUUUCUUUUUUGGAAAUAUGUUACACAUCAGUCACGCUCCCCAAUAUGUUGACAAAUCUUUGGACCCAAGGGAGAAAUAUUUCUUUUUUGGCCUGUGCAAUACAACUUUGCUUUCUCCUUAUUCUAGGAGGCACUGAGUGCUUACUCCUGGCUGUGAUGGCCUAUGACCAUUACAUAGCCAUCUGUAAACCACUCUACUAUCCUGCCAUCAUGAACCACAAAGUUUGUGUCCAGCUGGUGGUUGGUUCCUGGACCACUGGAAUACCAGUCAUGAUUGGGCAGACAUAUCAGAUUUUUUCUCUGUCUUUCUGUGAUUCUAAUGAACUUAAUCAUGUUUUCUGUGACAUUCCCCCUUUACUAAAGUUAGCUUGUUCAGACACCUUUGUGAUAGAGCUCUCUGUCUAUGUUGUUGCUGUAUUAUUUGUCAUAAUACCAUUUAUAUUGAUAAUCAGAUCCUAUGUAAAAAUCAUCAUUACCAUCUUCAAGCUUCCAUCACAUGCAGGAAAAUAUAAAGCCUUUUCAACUUGCUCUUCCCACCUCAUAGUUGUGGUUUUGUUCUUUGGAUCUGCAAUCACUACAUAUUUGAGACCAAAGUCAAACAACUCAGGAGGAACUGAAAAAAUGCUCUCUCUUUUCUAUGCCAUUGUAACUCCAUUGAUUAACCCCAUGAUAUACAGUCUGAGAAACAAGGAUGUCAUUUAUGCACUGAAAAAAUUAUUGUCCAAGUAA